AUGCUUACAAAUCUCCCUCAAGAAAUUCAUCACGAAAUUUUCACCUAUCUAGACUAUGUGGGUGAAUUGUGUCGAUAUAAGAAACUCAUGAUUCCUCGAUUUAAUCUCUCGGAGUGGACAAGAGAGGAAUUUGAGAGUAAAAUUAUGGAUUCUAAUGAUGAAAUUUGCACCGAUCAACUCGAUGUUAACUUUGAUAAGAAACCACUCUUUUUAACUUGUAAGGCAUUCUACCAUUCCGUACAGAGUUUUAAACCACUCUCUUUACAUUUUAAAAUUUUAGGAAGAAGUCAGAGUCCAAAACAUGAAUUUGAUUUUUAUAAAUCGUUUUUGAUAUCUUUGUUUUCAAGUCAUGAUGAUAAGAAACCUAAGAAGACUAAUAGAGGUGAUUAUUCAGAGAUGAUAUAUGAAUUUAUUCAGAAUAUUGAAAAAUUCACAAAUUCAUCUUUUACCUUUGAAAAUGUUGAACAUGUAGAAUUUUGGAGCAGUGAAUUGAAAUUCUUUUCAAAUUGCGAUUUAAGCAAAUUGAUUUUGAGUAAUUUUUACAAUGUAAAAGUUGUAAAUGUUAACUUUAGCGGAAAUUACAGUAAAACUUUGCAUUUUAGAGUUAUAGAAUGUCAAAGAUUGAACAAAUCAUUUGUUGGACCUAAAAUACACUCUAAUUUCAAUAGUACAAGAAUUAAUGUGGACGAUUUAGAUAGAAUCUUCUCUCCAGGCUAUAUUUUGAAUAUAGAGGCGUACUUAUUGAGUGCUAUUGAAACAAACUUUCAAAUAGUAUUCGAUUACAUAUUGAGUAGAUAUAGGAUUGACAUUGAAUAUUUCAUUUAUCUGUGUAAUGUACAACCGAAUUUUCUGUUUGGUGAAGACAAGAGUUUAGAAUCAGUUUUGCAAAUGCUACAAAAACUUCAUAACAAGUAUCCAAAAUUUAAAUUGUUUCACUUGCCAAUUUAUUCAGUGAAUUAUUUCAAAUUGCUUCCAAGGUAUUCAUUUGUGGAUUUGGAUUUAUCAAGAAAUUUAUCAUUGAAGUUUGUUAAAACAAUUUGGAGCAACCCUCAAUUGAAAGAAAUGACCAUUACAAGGAGUGGAAAUGACCUUUCGGAUUGGGGAGAGUUAAUUAAUUCGCUAGAAUUCAAUCGUGGUUGUUGA
Messenger RNA from Naegleria gruberi, 1143 nucleotides. RefSeq lists its product as uncharacterized. The transcript has a single exon. The record is from RefSeq and is a predicted model, not a curated record. Lineage: Eukaryota; Heterolobosea; Eutetramitea; Acrasida; Naegleriidae. The coding region runs from base 1 to 1143 and encodes 380 amino acids.